AAAUUUUUCCAUAACCUUAUGGAGAGAAAGGACUUUGAGACAUGGCUUGAUAACAUUUGUUACAUUUCUUUCUCUGACGGACUUGCAGAAAAAAAUGGAACUCUGGAUCACCUGAUUAGUCUGAGUGGGGCAGUCCAGCUCAGGCAUCUCUGCAAUAACCUGGAGCCUCUCCUCAAGCGGGACUUGCUCAAACUCCUUCACCUGGAGCUCAGUUUGUUAAAAUGGCUCGAUCCCCAGACUUUACUCACAUGCUGCCUUGUCUCUGAACAGUGGAAUAAGGUGAUAAGUGCCUGUACAGACGUGUGGCAGACUGCAUGUAAAAAUUUGGGCUGGCAGAUAGAUGAUUCUGCUCAGGACGCUUUGCACUGGAAGAAGGUUUAUUUGAAGGCUAUUUUGAGAAUGAAGCAACUGGAGGACCAUGAAACCUUUGAGACCUCAUCAUUAAUUGGACACAGUGCCAGGGUGUAUGCACUUACUACAAAGAUGGACUUCUCUGUACAGGUGGUUUUGCAGAAGUGCAAAGUCAAUCUCUUGCACAGCCCUGGAGACUACAUACUCUUAAGUGUGGACAAAUAUGAGAUCAAGAUUUGGCCGAUUGGGAGAGAAAUUAACUGCAAAUGCUUGAAGACAUUGUCUGUCUCUGAGGAAAGGAGUAUCUGCCUGCAGCCAAGACUUCAUCUUGAUGGCAAAUACAUUGUCUGUAGUUCCGCGCUGGGUCUCUACCAGUGGGACUUUGCCAGUUAUGAUAUUCUCAGGGUCAUCAAGACUCCUGAGAUAGCAAACUUGGCCUUGCUUGGCUUUGGAGAUACCUUUGCCCUGCUGUUUGACAACCGCUACCUGUAUAUCAUGGACUUGAGGACAGAGAGCCUGAUUAGCCGCUGGCCUCUGCCAGAGUAUAGGAAAUCAAAGAGAGGCUCAAGCUUCCUGGCGGGCGAAGCAUCCUGGCUCAAUGGACUAGAUGGGCACAAUGACAUGGGCUUGGUCUUUGCCAACAGCAUGCCUGACCACAGUAUUCACCUGGUGUUGUGGAAGGAGCACGGCUGAUGCCACGAGCUUACCAUGGCUGACUGACUUUGGGUGCCCGGGCUGCAGGUUUUCAGUGCAACCUCUGUGGUACCCAGCUAUACGAACCAAAGUUCUCACCUAAUGGUAUCAUUGUGCAGUGCACAAUCAUUUAUCCAUGUUUGCCAGGGGGGCCAGGGCUCGGGGCGGGGGAGGGCUUGUUUUAUUGACAUACAGCGCAGCAUGCUAGUGGGGGUAUGCCACUGACUUCAUUUGUACUUAGUUAUGUUGGUCAGUAUAAGAGGAUGCAUUUUGGGUUCAUCUUUCUUGACUAUUGGUUUUAAGUAAAGAAAGUUAAAUGGCUCAUUAAUCUGCUAAUUGGUUGCCUAUAAAAACACAUUCAGUCUAUUAAAUUAAAGCUUUUUACUAUAAAAAAAAAAAGAAUUCUACCAAACAUUUAAAGAAAAAUAAACAUAAUUUUCACACAAUCUCUUCCAGAUAAUAGAAAGGAGAGAACAAUUUCAAACCAGUUUUAUGAGGUCAACAUUAUCCUGAUGUGAAUACUAAGACAAAGACAGUAUAAAACCAUAGACCAAUUUAUCUCAUGGAUAGAGAUGCAAAACUACUUUAAACAUAUUAGCAAACAUGGGGCACCUGAGUGGCUCAGUCGGUUAGGCAUCCAACUCUUGAUCUGGACUCAGGUCAUGAUCUCAUGGUUUUUGAGUUUGAGUCCCUGGUUGGGAUCUGUGCCGCCAGUGCAAAGCCUGCUUAGGAUUCUCUCUCUCUGCCCCUCCCCCGGUUGCGCUCGCUCUCUCUGUCUCUCAAAAUAAAUAAACAUUAAAAGAAAUAUUAGCAAACAGAAUUUAGCAACAAAAAAAGAAUUAUAUGACAUGACCAAGUAAGGUUUAUUCCAAGUAUGCAAGGCUGAUUCAGUAUUUAAAAAUCAUUCAAUGUAGUCUACCACAUUAAUGAGAUAAAUAAGAAAAACCAUAAAAUUAUAGCAAGUAGAGACAAAAAUGUUUUUUGACAAAAUUCAAAAUCCAUUCAUAAGAAAUACUCUCUGAAAACUGGAAAUAGGAGAAAUAAGAGAGCUUCCUCAAGUUGAUGAAGAAUGUAAAAGACCUCCUGCCAAAUAAUAUAACCUGGUGAAAGACUGAUGCUUUCCCUCUAAGACUGGAAACAAGGCAAAUUACCACUGCUCUUACCACUCCUAAGAAAGUUCAGCAAGCUCUCAGCAUAAAAGGACAUAUAAAAAUAUUCUAUAAACUAACAACUGAUAAGAAAACAAAGUAAAAUACAAUGCCGUUUACAAUCCCUCAAAAUAAUCAAAAAUUGAUUACUGAUUGAGGUAUACAUUGAAUAAAACAUGUACAGGACUUUUAUACUGAAAACUAUAAAACCCUGAUAACAGAAAUCAAAGAUCUAAAUAAGUAUAUAUCAUUUGUUUACGGAUUGUAACACAGUACAGAUAUUAACUCUUAUAAGAAUUGGAAACUGAUACAUUAAAUGUAAUUGCCAGAGCAAGUAAGAUUUUAAAAAACACAACAUUAUUCUAAAUUUAUAUGUAAAGCUGAAGUAAUCAGAAGAGAUAAAACAAUGUUGAAGAAGUAUGAUUUGGGAAGCAUCACUUUACCUGAUUUAGAAAACC
Molecule: messenger RNA, 2650 nt
Organism: Panthera uncia (snow leopard)
Lineage: Eukaryota; Metazoa; Chordata; Mammalia; Carnivora; Felidae
Product: F-box/WD repeat-containing protein 2-like
Molecular function (GO): protein binding
Source: RefSeq, a predicted model, not a curated record